Phialemonium atrogriseum is the source of this 3676-nucleotide messenger RNA. RefSeq names its product L-pipecolate oxidase. Gene Ontology annotation, cellular component: nucleus. Gene Ontology annotation, biological process: DNA-templated transcription; regulation of DNA-templated transcription. The record is from RefSeq and is a predicted model, not a curated record. Bases 150 to 3452 code for a protein of 1100 amino acids. NCBI's taxonomy places the organism in Eukaryota, Fungi, Ascomycota, Sordariomycetes, Cephalothecales, Cephalothecaceae. Gene Ontology annotation, molecular function: oxidoreductase activity; DNA-binding transcription factor activity, RNA polymerase II-specific; DNA binding. The transcript is spliced from 8 exons.
AAAACGAGAUACAAUCUCCUGUGCAUCGCCAAGUUUAUUGUCUUCGGUCUCCUCGGUCUCUUUUGCCCUCACAGAGCCACUUCCGAGACCGCUUUGAGUCCUUGAGUCAUUGGCUCCUUUCCCUUCUGCCAAUCAUUUCCCAUCUCAACAUGGCCCCGAGCAAACCGUCAUAUCUUAUCGUCGGCGCAGGCGUGUUUGGCGUAUCUACCGCCUAUCAUCUCAUCCAGAAAUACCCUGAUGCAUCUGUGACCUUGGUCGACAGGGAUGCAUUCGACGCAGACAGUCGUGUGGCCGCUUCAUGGGAUUGGAAUAAAGUGGUCCGGGCUGACUACGACGACUUUGUCUAUUGCCAACUGGCUCUAGAGGCACAAGACGUCUUCAAAACCAACCCACUCUGGAAACCCUACUUCCAUCAGACCGGAGUCUACUGGACCUGUCGUAGUGACUAUGCGACGAACGUCAUCGCCCACCACCACAAACUCGGCCGCAAGGAUGACAUUAUCGCCUUGCCCGUUUCUGAGGCCCGCAAAUUGUAUAACGGGCUAUUUGACGACGCUGAUUAUUCCGGUGUCAAGGAGGUGCUCGUGAACAAGGCCAGCGGUUGGGCUGCUGCCGGAGACUGUUUACGAGCCAUCACUCGCAAAGCCUUGGACCUCGGUGUCAAGUACGUAACCGCUGAGACUGCAUGGUUGCAAACCGAUGGUCGCGGUUCUUGUACUGGGAUCAAGACGGCAACAGGAGACGUCUUGACCGCUUCGCAUGUUAUCCUUUGCACUGGAGCAUACACGCCGAAACUCUUGGAGCUGAGUGCUGCAAAGAUUGGCCUGCCCAAUCUCCGGGCUGGAGACAGGAUCUUGUCUGCUGGCAUCGCGACAGGAAUGGCACAGCUUGAUGAGAAGGAGUACGAGAAGUACGUUAACAUGCCUGUCGGUUUUCAAGGGUACACUGCGCAACAUGGCAAACCCUUCAUUGGCACUCUACCGCCUACGAAAGACAGAGAGCUAAAGUGGUGGGGAUCCAAGAUCUUCUCAAAUACUCAAGAAGUGCUGCCUGGCUGCAGUGUCUCUGCGCCACCAGCCGAAAAGGACUACGCUCAGUGGAAGGUACCUCGGCUCCUCAAGAACGACGUUGCUGAGUCAAGAAAUGAGUGGUACGGUAGAAAGAGUGCAGACUGGAAUAUGACCAAGCAUCGGAUCUGUUGGGAUGCCUUCACAACAAGCUCAGACUUCAUCAUCUCUCCACACACAACCUUGAAGGGGCUGUACGUUGCAACCUGUGGGUCAUUCCAUGGGUUCAAGUUCUUCCCGGUGCUUGGCAAGUAUGUGAUACAAAUGCUUGAGGUCAUGCCGCCUCCAGAGGAGGACCUCAUUUCCAUCAGUCCUCGAGGGAGACGACGAUCACAUCAUGCCUGCCUUACUUGUAGGAGGAAGAAGACUCGCUGUCCGGGCGAGAGGCCAAAGUGUUCAAGUUGUGUCCGGCUGAAACAGUCAUGUUCUUAUCCUGCGAUAAAAGAAUCACAGCGCAGGCGAUCGGACGAGAGACUGCAGCAAUUAGAGGAGAAGCUGGACAUCCUUCUCAGCGGAGGGAGCUUACCGAACCGUCCCGUGCGCCAAGGGCCGUCGUACGAUGAAGUUACUGACACUUCGGGGCGGUCAUACUCGGCCACUCCUCCGGCUCGAGAGCCGAGCUACCCUGCCAACAAUCCCUCCGCUGUCGUGUUCGACCCUGAAUCCGGAAAUCUACGGCUUGGCCGAUCCAAUAUGGCAACUGGUAUCAGCCUCUACUUCAAGUAUUGCCACAGGCAACCGAUCUGGUGCUUUGAGCGGGAAGAACUCGGCGACUACGGUUCUAUUCCAGAGGAACUUGCCUCCAGUAUCCUGGCCUUGACUUCGCGCUUCUCUGAGAAGCGUGAACGUGACCUCGUACAGCUCUACGGAAACAAUGCGAAGACAUUGAUCAUGCUCCGCAUUGCGAAUGGCACAGUGGACCUCACAACGAUCGAGAGCCUGUGUCUCCUUUCGUACUCGUCCUUCAUGGACGGAAACGUCCACCUCGGCCAGUUUCAUCUCGGUCUUUCUUUUCAGCUCUGUCGAUCCGCUAUGCUUGAUAUCGAAUCUGUAUAUGCCAUCGAUGAUGGAACUACAGAGCGGAAGAAGAGGCUCUUUUGGAGCCUCCAGCUGCUCGAGCAAUUUUAUGGCCGCCAAGAGGGACUUCUGAGUGUCCCAACCGACAUAUGGCGACCAGCUUAUUCUUUUGUCGGGGGACACCAGAUGGGCCUAUACUGCAAGACACCACCCUUGCCCAGGGACGAGCUUGGAACCUCAACAUCGAGCGAGCCGGGAAUUUGGAACACGAGUGUGCAUUUGGGCUGGGUCUGGAGCCAAGUAAGAAAGUAUGUCUCUGAUUGUGCUCAGAAUAUCUUGAAGGAACCCUGGCGGCACGACUCGACGUACGCGAAGGUCGUCUCUGAUUUCAUGGAGACCGAGAACAGGAUCCCCAUGUGCCACCGAUAUGACUCGGUCAAGUUCUACGAGCGCAAAGUGGAAGAUAUGAAGAUGAAACGAGACUACUGGGCACCAUGGCUGAAGGAGCAGUUCACAUACCAUGCGAUCCCGACCGUCUUGAACCACCCCUUCCUCUACAUUGUCGGAGCACAGCACAAUCCAAAUCUGGGAAUCCCGAACACCUUUUGGAGGAGGUCAUCCGAGCAAGCCUUACUCCACGCCACAUGGAUUGUUCGGAUGAUAGACAUGGUCGUGGACAAGCAAAUGCCGCUCGUGGAUCCGUUCUUUGGACACGUUGCCGCGAUUGCAGCUACGGUGCACCUCUACUAUUGCUGUGCUGCCGCUCCUAAGUUGAAGCACAAGUCCAAUACCGACUUUGCUAAAUGCAGGACGUUCUUGAAGAGUUUCAUACCCUGUUCCGCCGCCUGUGGCGCACUCGACCACAACCUAGACCAGAUGACACGCAUUGCCGCCGGCUCCGAGAGCAUGGAUGUCGAAGACUGGAUGCCAUCCAAAAUCUAUCUCAGCGUUCCCUUGAUGUGGGAGAUUCUACAGUUCAACUCCACGACUCACUCGCAGGAAAUCCCCACCUCCGGUCUACUAGAUGCCUCUCUCGCCCCCGUCUUCGCUCCCGACGAUGCGGGCGACAGCUUGACGCUCGAAAUCAUCGUCGCCACAUCUCCGGAAAUCACGAUUAACACAGCCGAUGGAGGUCAAGAAGCUCCUACACUAUCGUACAAGCCCCCCAUUUCCUCGGGGGCUGGCUCUGGCUCUUCACGGGAAAGGCAGACCGUCGUCGACUCGCCGAGUGCUGAGCAGAUCGACAGUCUCACCUUCAAUACCACUCCGUGGUUGUACGCGGAUUCUUCGCAACUCGUCAAUAUCGGAGACCUGGGUUAUCCGCAGUCGGAGCCCGGGAGUGGGUGGUGGGAAGGCGAAAACUUUUAACAAUAUCAUGUUUUAAUCACUUUUAGCAAUGCAACCAGCCCUCUUAAUAUGGGCGCCCGUUUCUUGUACACAGAGUCAGUUUAGGUUAAUUGGUGGGGUCAUUUUGGGAAUAAUUGGGAGUAAUCUGGCAUCUUUUUGGGCGUUGAUGUUUGGCUUUGGCGUUGGCGUUGGGCCAUUGUGUAUAACAUUGCAGCGAGUGGAAAAGAAUGACACCUAAUCUUUAC